AAGCAGAGCUAACAGAACGAAGCAAGGAAAAUAAAAAAAACAAUUACGGAACAAAGAAAACGCCCACAUACAUGUGUGAAGCUCUCAAGAACAGCUACCGACUGUUCGAGGAGAUCGGCCGCGGCAAGUUCGGCGCAGUCUUCCGCUGCUUCUCCCCGAUCAAGGACGAGUUCUAUGCGUGCAAGAUCAUUGACAAGAGCGUCCUCGUAGAUCCGACGGACCGCGAGUGCCUCGACAAUGAGCCCAAGGUCAUGACCCUGCUGUCUCCCCACCCCAACAUUGUCCAGGUCUUCGACGUGUUCGACUCGGAGGAUUCCCUCUGCAUGGUCACCGAGCUCUGCGAGACGGAGACCCUCUACGACCGCGUGGUCCACCGCAUUUUCUCAGAGGCUGAGGCAGCUUUGGUCGCGAAGCAGCUCUUGCAGGCUCUAGCGCACUGCCACAGGCUUGGGGUCGUCCACCGGGACAUAAAGCCGGAGAACCUGCUGUUUGACGCACUCGGUAACCUCAAACUGGCAGACUUCGGGUCCGCUGUCUGGUCCCAGGGAGGGCAGCCGAUCGAGGGGAUUGUUGGCACGCCCUAUUAUGUGGCUCCGGAGGUCUUGAUGGGGAGGAUGUACCGUGAUAAGGUCGACGUGUGGAGCGCCGGUGUGAUCUUGUACAUAAUGCUUUCCGGGGUUCCUCCCUUUUACGGCGAGUCGGCUGAGACAAUUUUCGAGGCGGUGGUGAGAGGGAACCUGAGGUUCCCGCCAAAGCUCUUCAGAUCGAUCUCGCCAGAGGCUAAGGAUUUGAUGCGGAAGAUGAUCUGCCGCGAUGUUUCGAAGAGGAUAUCAGCAGAGCAGGCCCUGAGGCAUCCAUGGAUACUGAGCGGAGGAGAAACAAGUCCACUGCCUGAUGGAACCUGAAAAUGGCACUGCCCCCAGCAUCAGCAAAUCAGUUUUUUUUUUUUUUUUUUUUUUUUCCCCCAGCACAUUCCUCUUUUCUUUUUGGGGUCUCUGACUGUAAAUAUUGCUGCUGUUUCUGUGGACUCUAUCGAAGAGGCUUAUAUUUACAGAUGGAUCUUUAUGUGUUUAUAUGGAGAAUCUGAGACUGUAGAUACAUAUAGUAGUGACUGGUGACUUAUCUUACCUUGUUAUGUUACAUAUGAGUGUUCCUUUAGCCAUGUAGUCUUAAAUCCUUAUCCCGAGUGAAUGAAUCUCUUUACCCCGGUGCA
Molecule: messenger RNA, 1213 nt
Organism: Punica granatum (pomegranate)
Lineage: Eukaryota; Viridiplantae; Streptophyta; Magnoliopsida; Myrtales; Lythraceae
Source: RefSeq, a predicted model, not a curated record